UGUAAAAACAGCAAAAGUGGUCCAAUAUCCUGUUAGAAGUAGAGAAUUUUGAAGAAGUUAUUCAGAAUUGGCAGAUAAAGUGCUAUCAGACUUUGUUUCAAUAGUCGUUAACUUUUAAAAUAGUCGUUAACUUUUAAAUAUACGUAAACUAACUGUCUAGAUAGGAAAAAGUUGAAGCUGUGCAUUGUUGAUCAUCGUAGUUAAAUUCUUGGCAUCCUAACCUCACAUUUACAGAUAUGCCUCGACAUCAUGGUGAGAAGCCCAGAUGUGAAUCAGGUAGUUCUUCAAAAUAUGAUCAUUCAAAGGACAAACGUAACCAUGACAGAAUCAAGUCAGACAGUAAUAUGGACAAACAUUCAAAACACCAUAAAAGGAGCAGAUAUGAAUCUGACUCUAAUUCAGAUGACAGUACUGAGAAACAGAGGCUUAGAGAUUUACAGGAAAGAGAUGAAUUUGCUGAUCGUCUUAAAAAGAAAGAUAAAGAGAAGAUACGAAAUGUUGCUCAGCCAUCAGGCCCUGAGAAACGAGCUUAUGAAGAGGCAGCCAAACGACUGAAACAGGAAGCAGAGGGUCGUUCUAAAAUCAUUCCAAAGCUGCGAGUAGAAUCAAGACGAAAAUACUUGGAGAAGAGGAAGGAGGAUAAGGUAGCAGAAUUGGAGGCAGAUAUCAUUGAUGAUGAAUAUCUGUUUCAGGAGGAAGAGCUAACUGAACGGGAGCGUAAGGAACGCGAACACAAGAAGAAAUUACUUCAGUUGGCAAAGGAACAUGAGCAAGCACGUGAACUUGAGAAAGUUCAACGUUAUCAUAUGCCAGAAGACCUCAAGAAGGUGCUGUAUUCACAUAUUUAUCAUGUUAAUGUAUUUUGGUAACAAAAGUAAA
Messenger RNA from Cryptotermes secundus, 879 nucleotides. RefSeq names its product pre-mRNA-splicing factor ATP-dependent RNA helicase DHX16-like. The record is from RefSeq and is a predicted model, not a curated record. NCBI's taxonomy places the organism in Eukaryota, Metazoa, Arthropoda, Insecta, Blattodea, Kalotermitidae. The transcript is spliced from 4 exons. Bases 237 to 869 code for a protein of 210 amino acids.